CCAAGUUUUUAUUAAAAUCCCAGCCGUCAUUCUUACAAGAAACAACAGCUUGACUGAAAUCAGAAAGUAUAAUCGCAUGAUGGGAGGAGGUUUACCAAGAAAAAGUGUGAUAAUGGCAGUCGGAGCAUUCUCAAAAUUUGUUGCAAAUAUAAUGAAUACAACUUAUGUUCAUAACGCCGACACUCUUGUUAAUUUAGUCCGAUCACGCCCUCCCGGUGUUCCUCUCAUCACCGUGAGCAAUCAUAUGUCAACGUUGGAUGAUCCUGUAAUGUGGGGAUUUAAGGGUUUUCCAACAUGUAAUGCUGACCUUCAAAGAUGGGUACUUGCUGCUGAAGACAUUUGCUUCAAAAACCCUCUCUUUUCGUAUUUUUUCCGGCUUGGGAAAUGUAUUCCAAUUACUAGGGGCGGUGGAAUUUAUCAAGAACAUAUGAUGGAAGCUAUUGAUCGGUUAAGUAAUGGUGAAUGGCUACAUACAUUUCCUCAGGGAAAAGUCUACCAAGAAGAUGAACCCAUAAGACGAUUAAAGUGGGGAACUGCCAGUCUCAUUGCCCGUGCCUCUGUAACCCCAAUAGUCUUGCCAAUUAUCCAUCAUGGUUUUGAGAAGGUGAUGCCUGAAAGAUAUAUUUUUAAUAGGCGGCCUCCUUUACCACUAUGGAACAAGGACAUAAAGAUAACUGUUGGAGAGCCAAUAGAAUUUGACAUUGUCAAGUUGAAGCAGAAAGCUCUAUCAACGUCUAAAAAUUUACCUUCUUUCACUAGCAAGGGUUGGCCGCGUUUGGGGCCAUUAGAUGAGGCUGCCCAAAGAUACUUAUACAUUGACAUUUCAGAACGCAUACAAACUAUCAUGGAGAGCUUAAGAGUUACCGGUGAGAUGCCAAAGGCAUGAGUUUUUUAGAUUUGUAUGCCUUCGGAUCCCCAUUUAGUUGAGCCUGAUUUAAUGCAAACAUUGAGUAGUAGAAAUAAUUAUUUGUUUAUUUAAUCUGUAAUUGUCAUUAUGGUUAAUGACAAGUCGACAAUUAGGUUAAAGGGAAUUUGUUGGUUGUAAUAGUUGUACUUGCACAAUAAUCCAACAUCGAAGUGCAUGUUAGCUGUUGGCUAAGGUCAAUUGCUGGCUGUUAUAUGUUGUGAUAAUGUAUCGUUUUUGAGAGAGUUUAA
This is a messenger RNA of Erigeron canadensis, 1155 nucleotides long. Its product is annotated as N-acylphosphatidylethanolamine synthase. The record is from RefSeq and is a predicted model, not a curated record. Lineage: Eukaryota; Viridiplantae; Streptophyta; Magnoliopsida; Asterales; Asteraceae. Bases 77 to 886 code for a protein of 269 amino acids. Gene Ontology annotation, biological process: phospholipid metabolic process. The transcript has 5 exons.